GCUCGACACAACCAUUUCAGGAUCAGCUAAACAGGAAAGUAACGAGGGAAGCCGCCUUUUCAAAUUAAUGGCGAAGUCUUUCUCGAAAAGAUGGCAAAAUGGAGAAAUCAGCAAUUUCCAAUACCUAAUGCAUCUCAAUACCUUAGCAGGACGUGGAUACAGUGAUCUAACACAGUAUCCUGUAUUUCCAUGGGUUCUAGCAGAUUAUGAUAGCGAGAGCCUUGAUUUGUCAGAUCCCAAAACAUUCCGCAAGCUUCACAAACCAAUGGGUUGCCAGACACCUGAAGGAGAAGAAGAAUUUAGAAAACGAUAUGAGAGCUGGGAUGAUCCCGAGGUUCCAAAAUUUCAUUAUGGUUCUCACUAUUCAAGUGCGGGAAUUGUUCUGUUUUACCUUAUUCGCCUCCCGCCAUUCAGUGCUGAAAAUCAGAAGCUGCAGGGCGGUCAGUUUGAUCAUGCUGAUAGACUCUUUAAUAGUAUUAAAGAUACUUGGCUAAGUGCAGCAGGAAAGGGAAAUACUUCAGACGUUAAAGAACUAAUUCCUGAAUUCUUCUACAUGCCUGAGUUUUUGGAAAAUAGAUUCAGCCUUGAUUUGGGUGAAAAACAAUCAGGAGAGAAGGUUGGUGAUGUCUUUUUACCUCCAUGGGCUAGAGGUAGUGUACGUGAGUUCAUCCUCAAACACAGAGAAGCGUUGGAGUCAGAUUAUGUCUCAGAGAAUUUGCAUCAUUGGAUAGAUCUCAUCUUUGGGUACAAACAGAGAGGAAAGGCUGCAGAAGAAGCUGUGAAUGUUUUCUAUCAUUACACAUACGAGGGAAAUGUUGAUAUUGAUGCAGUUACCGACCCUGCAAUGAAAGCUUCCAUACUAGCGCAGAUUAAUCAUUUUGGGCAAACUCCGAAGCAACUAUUCCCGAAAGCUCAUGUCAAAAGAAGGACAGACAGGAAAAUUCCUCUUCACCCUCUGAAACACUCGAUGCAUCUAGUUCCUCACGAAACACGUAAAUGCUCAUCUUCUAUAAGCCAGAUAAUUACUUUCCACGACAAGGUUCUCGUUGCCGGAGCCAACUGUUUCUUGAAACCUAGGGGAUAUACAAAAUACAUAACAUGGGGCUUCCCAGACAGGAGUUUGAGAUUUAUGAGCUAUGAUCAGGACAAACUGCUAUCAACCCAUGAAAAUCUCCAUGAAAGCAACCAGAUCCAGUGUGCUGGUGUUAGUCACGAUGGGCGCAUUGUGGUCACUGGAGCAGAGGAUGGUUUAGUGUGCGUGUGGAGAGUAAGCAAGGAUGGUCCCCGUGGUUCCCGGCGUUUACGAUUAGAGAAAGCCCUAUGUGCCCACACAGCUAAAGUUACAUGUCUACGUGUAAGCCAACCGUACAUGAUGAUUGCAAGCGGGUCAGAUGACUGUACAGUCAUCAUAUGGGAUCUCAGUUCAUUGAGUUUUGUGAGGCAGCUUCCUGACUUCCCAGUUCCCAUUUCAGCAAUCUACAUAAACGACCUUACUGGGGAAAUUGCAACCGCGGCUGGAACUGUCCUUGCGGUUUGGAGCAUCAACGGUGAUUGCCUUGCUGUGGCUAACACCUCACAGUUACCAUCUGAUUCGGUAUUAUCAGUAACAGGCUCAACAUCUUCCGACUGGCUUGAAACAAGCUGGUAUGUAACUGGUCAUCAGAGUGGAGCAGUUAAAGUAUGGCGGAUGAUACAUUGUACUGAUCCGGUGAGUGCCGAGAGCAAAACAAGUAGUAGCAACAGAACAGGAGGUCUGAAUUUGGGUGAUCAAGUGCCAGAGUACAAGUUGAUUCUACACAAGGUGUUGAAAUUCCAUAAGCAACCGGUCACCGCUCUCUAUCUCACGAGCGACCUAAAGCAGUUACUAAGCGGUGAUUCAGCAGGACAGUUGCUUUCAUGGACAUUACCAGAUGAGACAUUAAGAGCUUCAUUGAAACAGGCUUCAUUGAAACAAGCUUCAUUGAAACAGGCUUCAUUGAAACAAGCUUCAUUGAAACAGGCUUCAUAGUUUUAGAAUCUAAAGCAGAGACCAGUCAUUCCCCUUUUGGUUUCUUUGGCUAGAACCGAAAGAGCUGGCCAGAGAACUUAAACCACAUAGGAGAAAGCAAGACCAAAGUCUGAACAAAGGGUUGGCUCUGGUGGUGCGUCACUUAUACAUCACUGGCUUGCAGGUUAGGAGAAAGAGAGCAUAGCGAGCCACUCUCAACUCUGUUUUGCUGGUGAGUUUUCAAGUUUGAGAAGGAGAAGGAGAGAAGGUUUUGUUUGAGAAUUUGUGUAAAUAGAUGGGAAGAUUACAAGCUUUACAGGGGAGUGUGUGUACUGUGUACAGUAUGGUAUUUUUUUGCGGCCGUUUUUUUUUUGUUUCUUUUUGAAAACUCAUUGAAAAUAGCAGAAGCUGGGCAUAUUAGUAUUUACAGCCCCAUCUGUAUCUGUAUCUGUAUCUGUAUUUUCUCAGAUGCAAUCCUUGCAUUGUUUUAAUAUUUUGUAACCUUUUGUAUUCUUCAUAUCUUGCAUCAAUGUCAAUGGAAAGUUUCUUAUUUGGUUCUAA
Messenger RNA from Camelina sativa (false flax), 2548 nucleotides. Lineage: Eukaryota; Viridiplantae; Streptophyta; Magnoliopsida; Brassicales; Brassicaceae. The record is from RefSeq and is a predicted model, not a curated record.